Molecule: messenger RNA, 2690 nt
Organism: Loa loa (African eye worm)
Lineage: Eukaryota; Metazoa; Nematoda; Chromadorea; Rhabditida; Onchocercidae
Product: TK/ACK protein kinase
Exons: 24
Coding region: 1-2628 (875 amino acids)
Biological process (GO): cell surface receptor protein tyrosine kinase signaling pathway; protein phosphorylation; positive regulation of kinase activity
Cellular component (GO): signaling receptor complex
Molecular function (GO): transmembrane receptor protein tyrosine kinase activity; ATP binding
Source: RefSeq, a predicted model, not a curated record
AUGACCAAUGUUUUGGUGGUUGAAUUUUGUGAUGGUGGUGCGUUGAUUGAUCGCUUACGGUCGACUGAAAAGCCUGUGAUUUUGGUUUCAAUGUUGAUCGAUUAUGCACAGCAAAUUGCGAAGGGUAUGGCUUAUUUGGAAUCAAAGAACUGCGUGCAUCGUGAUCUCGCAGCACGAAAUGUUUUGUUGGCAAACAAUGAUCGUGUUGUCAAAAUUUGUGAUUUUGGUUUGAUGCGGAUACUGGAGAACAAUGAAAGACUUUAUGUGAUGUCAGCGCCGAAAAAAGUGCCGUUUGCAUGGUGUCCACCAGAAUCUCUGAGAUAUCGGCAGUUCUCACAUGCUUCCGAUGUGUGGUCUUUUGGUGUGACAUUAUGGGAGUUAUUUUCUUAUGGCGAGGAACCGUGGGUCGGUCUUCGUGGAGCCGAGGUACUCACAAAAUUAGAAGCUGGUGAACGAUUACCGAAACCACAAAGAUGUUCCGAUGAGUUAUAUGACUUUAUCUCGAAGUGCUGGUCUUUGGAAGCAAAUUUAAGGCCAAAGUUUAACGUUUUAAAAGGCAUCGUUUCCGAGAUAAUAUUUAUGGUAGCUGAAUGUCGCGAAGCUUCUACUCCAUCACAGGAUAUUGACUUAGAGCUGGUUGUUAAUGACCUUGUUAUCGUCAUUCAUAGAAGUGGUUUAAUUUGGUUUGGGCAGAACGUGAGGACACGAAAAUUUGGUUCAUUCUAUCGUUCAUCUGUACAUUUGCGAAAUGAACGUAGUAGAGCGAGAAGUGCUGAAAAGAUAAAUAAUCCGUUGCAGCAGGAAAAUGGGAUAGAUAAUUAUAUUUCUAAACCAGUACGAGGAUCAUUUAUUCAUGCUGGACAUGGCGACAUAAAUGUAGAACAAUCGUGGGGUCAACCAGAUUACAUCGAUGAUAUAUACCUGAAAAAUCCUAUUUUGAGGAAAGAGGAAUCUACUUAUGAUAGUGACCAGAGACAAUAUGGACCGGAAAUAAUUCCUUCUCUUAUAGACUUAAAACCACCUUCAUGGGUUCAAAACCAACUUAAGAAGAAUGGCACUGAUUCCUAUAUUGAUCCUUUCGGACCAUUUAGCGUUUACUCUUUCGAUGGUGUGAAUGACAAUGAAUCAUGCCAUCCUGGUGGUGGUACGACGAAACUUUUGUCGUCUUCUUUGGCAUCAAAUUUUUAUGAUGAACCACCAUCGAUGUCAUAUUCACCAGAUAUAAUGCAUCCGUCAUCCCCAGCUAACUUACGGGAACCAACUACAUCCAGUUUAAAUGUUUCAACUAAUAUAUCUCUUGGUACAACGGUAGCUGAUGAAAGUAUCCGUUUCUCUUCGCAGCCUGCGUUAGGAGGAAAGACUCCAAUAAAUUCACAGCAAUUUUCGUCAUUACCGCAACCAAUUCGAUUUACAUCUGACGCCGCAUCGUGCAAUCAGAUGCAUCGGUCAUCAUUUUCUGGCGCCGAUAUUACAGUGCAACCGUCACUGCAAUCUCUCACAACUGUGCAGUCAUUUCCUGCUUCCCAGUUACCUUCCACAUCGUGUUAUCAUUUCCAGUCAUCAUAUAAUGUACAGAAUAAGUCAGAAAGAGGAUGUCACAGUGCGAUUGAUAAAAACCAGGUGCAAAAUGGAAAAAUACCACCUCCGAGACCGAAACCUCCAAAUUUCAGACAGACGAAGCAGAAUAAUGUUCCGUGGGACUCAACUUCUGUGCUAACAAACAAUGUGUCGAGUACUUCCACUUCAAAUGAUGUUAACUCAUAUGAGAAUCACUCAUCUCCCUUGUAUUCCGGAAUAUCUACAUCUGGUAUUUCCUACAGUCAAGACAAUUUAGAUCCUUUUGAGAUUUCAAAGACUGUGAAAGAUAUUGCCAGUAAAGGAGGAUACAGUCAACUAUUCAAAGAUCUUUCCACAUCUACCAAAGCUGCUUCAGCUAGUUCGCUAAAUACAGCCUAUCAGAUGGGAGUAAAUCAAUCUUAUAAUACUAAUGAGCUGUCGAGACCAGCAACAAUGUUUGUUAAUAGUGAACGGUUACCGAACGAGAGCUUUUUUUCACCGCCUUUAUCAGGACUAACAAAGUCUCCGCUUGAUAUAGGAACAUGCUACUAUUGGCAACCCGGUUAUGCUAAACGACCCAUGCCUCAACAGUCUGCUUUAUCAUCAACUUAUGGAAGUACUCCUGCUUUACUUUACGACUCCCAUAGUGACCGAUUAAAUUUAAGUAAACCGAUGGCAAAUGGAGCAUCCUUUCCUUCACGACAUGCAAAUAACAGUUCUGUUGUGAAUUCUUCGAAGCAGAGGAAUUCUUACUUGAGUGACGAAAUUUUGGGUAUGUUUGACCCAUUAGUCGCGGAACGAGUAAUCCCUGCUUCUCCAAUUGUCGCAGCUUCAUCGGUCUCGAACUCUGAUCCUGUCAGCGCAGUUCUAAGAAAUGCGGCUUUUGCGGAUAGACGACGAUGUGCAAUAAAACUGCAACGAUACAAUAAUAAUAUUGAAAAAGCUGUGAAUGAAUUGAAAAUUGAAGAGCUGUUAUCAAUGGGUGUAGCGCAAGAUAGAGGUCAAGCAGUCAGUGCGUUAGAAGACUGCCGAUGGGAUCUUAAUGCGGCAGCAGCAGCGUUAAUAUCUUAAUAUACUGCAUAAUUGCGAGACACUGUUAUCUUGGAACGGAUUUUAGAGACUUCGAUCUUGUG